Aspergillus affinis is the source of this 624-nucleotide messenger RNA. RefSeq names its product putative metalloproteinase. The transcript has 2 exons. The record is from RefSeq and is a predicted model, not a curated record. Lineage: Eukaryota; Fungi; Ascomycota; Eurotiomycetes; Eurotiales; Aspergillaceae. Gene Ontology annotation, molecular function: metalloendopeptidase activity. Gene Ontology annotation, biological process: proteolysis. The coding region runs from base 1 to 624 and encodes 207 amino acids.
AUGCACUCCCUAAACCUCCUCCUCGCCCUCCUCCUCAUCUCCCUCGCCAUCGCCAACCCUCUCACCUCCCGCGCCCACCUCAUCCACUGCACCAGCCAGCAACAAUCCGCCAUCGAAUCCGCCCUGAUCCAAUCUUCGCGGAUGGCCCAAGCCGGCGCCUCAGCCAUCCGCUCCGGCAGCUCCUACUCCAACCACCUUUUCCAAACCUUCUUCAAAACCACCGAUCAGUCCACCAAGUCCCACGUCGCCAACAUCCUCGACCAGAUCGCCCAGGAAGGCCAAGCCCGCGGCGCCGGCCGCGUCACGUACUCCUGCACCCCCGACGGCAUUCCCUGCUCUGAUUCGGCUGCUUUCACGGUCACGGCGUACGGGGAGACGGAUGGGUAUAAUGGCGAUAUUCGUACCUGUCCGGCGUAUUUCAAUAUUCCGAGUUUCUCGAAUCAGUGUGAUGCGUUGGAUCAGGCUACUUCUACUACGCAUGAGAUGGCGCAUACUAAGGGCAUCUUUGGGAUUGAGACGUAUGGGUAUUAUGCCGUGCAGGGGCUGGAUGAGCAGUCUGCUUUGAUUAAUGCGGAGAGUUAUGCGUUUUUUUCGAAGGCGGCGUUGUUGAACUGCCAGGUUUAA